AUGUGCCCCUGCGCGCUGCACGGCGGCCCCCCCGCUCCCUGCCCCUGCAGCCCCGGCCGCGCCGCCCGGCCCUCGGCCGCCGCCCGCCUGGUCGCCGCCCGCCUGCGCCGCCUGGGCGAUGAGCUGGAGCAGCGGGCGGCGCGGCGAAAGGCGCGGGGCCGCGGCCCCUCGGCCGGCCGCCGCCUGGCCGCCGUGGUGUGCCUGCUGUGCGCCCUCACGCCCGCGGCCGCGCUGGCCUGGCUGAUCCGCAGGAGGAGCCUCUAGGCGAGAGGGGCGCUGGCCGGAGCGGGGAGCAGGCGGGACGCGCAACAGGCUGGAGAAAACCCUGUGCCCUUGGAGAAAAUUGUUUCCCCUUUUCCUACAGGGAAUCCAGAGCCUGAGCAGCAGCUGUGAAGAGUGGAGAUAAAGAAAGAAGUGGAAGAUGUUGGAAGU
Messenger RNA from Harpia harpyja (harpy eagle), 432 nucleotides. RefSeq names its product harakiri, BCL2 interacting protein (gene HRK). Gene Ontology annotation, biological process: positive regulation of apoptotic process. The record is from RefSeq and is a predicted model, not a curated record. NCBI's taxonomy places the organism in Eukaryota, Metazoa, Chordata, Aves, Accipitriformes, Accipitridae. Gene Ontology annotation, cellular component: mitochondrion.